GGCACACUGACUCUUUAAGGGGAACCAUGACGGUCAGUUCAGAUGCAUGCUUGUAAUUUGAGCCGUCGUUGUGCACUUUAGCGGGGUGAGCUACAUACCGUUUGACGGAGCUUAGCAUAAUAAACGUCAUAGGAGUCAAAGUAGAAAGCCUGCAAGUGUAUAUAUACAUACAGAGAGAGGGCGGAAGCAUCGACAUUUUUUUAACCGCAACAUCAGCUUACGUUUGCUUCAUUAUUUUUAACAUCCAGAAGAUUAUGUUUGGACCCUGCGACAUGGCUCUUAUAGCGUCAAGUUCAAGAUAACCUUCGAUGCAGGACACUGAGGCAAAAAAAAUGGCAGCGGACAUCCGAUAUCUUAGCCCAUUGAUGACCGCUGGUGGACCAUUGAUGACCGCCGUCUGAGUAGAGCUCCCUCUCCUCCAUUGUGAAGUUGUAUCUUCUCACCUUUCAUUGGAUACACACCACUGAAAGACAAGAAAUGUAGCAACUGCCAAACUCGUGGGCUUCAUCACAUGCAAUAGCAGCAUCCAACCGCUGCUUUCCCGCCAACCCCCACUACCAUGCUGGGCAGACGCAACAUGUCCCAAAAGCUGAGUGUGGUGCUGCUGAUCUUCGGCCUGGUGUGGGGACUCAUGUUGCUGCGCUAUACCGUGCAGCAGCCUCGCCACCAGAGCAGUGCCGAAUUACGCGAGCAGAUCCUGGAGCUCAGCCGUCGAUACGUCAAGGUCCUGACUGAGGAGAACCAGAGGGCACCGGGCGGGCCGCGGGGAACCACCAUGGCGGGUUACGCCGAUCUGAAGAGGACCAUAGCGGUGUUGUUGGAUGACAUCCUGGAGCGGCUGGUCAAACUGGAGGGGAAACUUGAGUUGGUGGUCAACGCCUCCGUCACCAACACCUCCCAUGGGGGUGUCCUUGCUUCCGCUUCCACCGCCCUGCAGAGAUCCUCCAAGCACGAGAGAGCCGGCGGCCACCCCUGGAUGUCUCGCUUCAACCAGCCUCGCUCGCCCAGCAGGCCUCAGCUGCAUCUAUGAGCGUUGUUUAGAUGCAUCGACUGACUUUAUGCUCUUAGCACAGCCCACUUUUCCUGAAUUUAUCCCAGGAUAUUCACAGAGUUGAAGGAAGGGAUGCUUCUUUUUGCCCCUUUAUUUAUUUUGCCAAGAUAGCAGAGUGCAUUGUUUUGUAUUUCUCUUUUGCAUUUUUAUAAUAGGCCAUAUUUGAAUCUGAGGACUUUUAGCGGCUGCAAAAGCUUUAACACAUUCUGGCUUCAGACACGUACAGUGGAACUCGCCUGUGUUGAUCGAUAACCUCUCUGUCAACCCGUCAAUUACAAAAACGUUGCAGCUUAAGUUGACGUCGACAUACAUGGUCGACCGCUUUUCUCGACAUAGGAGAAACUUGCAUAAGCACAAAUCACCUAUAUCAACCAACUUAAAUCCCUGUAUACUAUUACUAAAGUGCCCGCUUAAGUCGACAUUCAUGAUCGACCACUUUUUUCGACAUAAGUGGAACCCACUUAUGUCUGUCCCGAGUCAACAGUGUUGUUUGUCACCCAAUUCAUUUUGUUAUUACUAAAAUGUGGCUGCUUAAGUUGACAUCAACAUUCAUGAUUGACCACUUUUGUCGACAAAGUGUGUCCCGCUUCGGUUGACAAUCUGUAUGUCAACCAAUUCAUCAAGUCUGGGUCCAUUCUGGUCUUUUUACUAAAAAGUUUCCGCUUAAGUCAACAUACAUGGUCAACUGACUCUGUCGACAUAAGCGUAAUCCAUUUAUGUCGGUACCGCUUAUGUCAACAUGUUUGUGGCAACCGAUUAAUCAAGUCCCUGUCCACUGUGUUCGUAUUACUAAAAAGUGGGCCCUUCAGUCGACGUCAGCAUUCAUGAUGGACCACUGUUGUCGACACAAGUGGAAUGCACUUAUGGCAACAACUUGUGUGUCGACUACUUCAUCAAGUCCGGGUCCAUUCUGUUGUUCUUAUUACUAAAAAGUACCCCAAGUCGACGACAACAUAAAGUGGUCAACUGCUAUUGUCCACAUCAGCAGACCCCAUUUAAGUCUAUUCCGCUUAUGUUGACAACUCGUCUGUGUCAACCAAUUAAGCCUCCAUUCCACCAUGUUCUUAUUACUAAAAAGUAACUGCUUAAAUCGACGUUGACGUUCAUGAUAACACACUUAAGUUGGUCCCGCUUAUGUUAAGUUGUCUUAAGACAUUUCCUAUAUUGUCCUAUAUUUCUAUUAUUCUUUCAGGUCACAAGUACAUUUUUUUGGUUCUGUCGACAACUGUCGCUUACAUCUGUCAGUCAGCCAGCACUGAGUGUCAACAUCAACAGUACACCCUAACCACCUAGCGUCAACCUGCUGAACAGUUUUCGCACAAAUGAAUUGUUGUAUUUGAGGUGUUGCUAGAUAGAAUAUGAAGUCAGCUAAUACUCUACUUAGCAAUUAGCAAUAGGGACAGCUAAAUGUGUAGUCCAAAGAAUGUUUGCACAUCUCUGUCUUUACAGUGACAGAUUUAAUAAGAUGAAGCCUAUUUGACGCAAAUCAUGAGCAUUUGCUUCUCAGCUAAAAGCCAACGGUGUAUUUCUUUUCCGUCACUUGCCUUGGGUGUUAUUGCACUCCAAGUGGAAUGGAAUGAAUGUAGUGCACGGUCAGCAAUUAGCACUUGGGCACUGUGAAAAAUGACUGACCAUCUGCUUAUAUUACACGUUCAGGGUUCAUGCUGCACUGUGACUGUAGACAUUUUCUAAAAAUAAUGGGCUCAUCCACUUUUGGUGAUGAUGGUGAUGUAUGUGGGAGGUGAUUGUGACGCGGGCAAAUAGUUGUGACGUCUCAUUUAUUCAGCCUACAAAUGAUUGCUUGUCACACCUUAGACCGCCAGACUCAAUAAACUGUUGUUCAAAUGU
Doryrhamphus excisus (bluestripe pipefish) is the source of this 2899-nucleotide messenger RNA. RefSeq names its product coiled-coil domain containing 126 (gene ccdc126). The record is from RefSeq and is a predicted model, not a curated record. Lineage: Eukaryota; Metazoa; Chordata; Actinopteri; Syngnathiformes; Syngnathidae. Gene Ontology annotation, cellular component: membrane.